Messenger RNA from Erythranthe guttata (spotted monkey flower), 2546 nucleotides. RefSeq names its product phosphate transporter PHO1 homolog 1. Gene Ontology annotation, cellular component: membrane. Gene Ontology annotation, biological process: cellular response to phosphate starvation. Lineage: Eukaryota; Viridiplantae; Streptophyta; Magnoliopsida; Lamiales; Phrymaceae. The record is from RefSeq and is a predicted model, not a curated record.
AUGGUGAAAUUCUCGAAGCAGUUUGAAGCUCGGUUAGUUCCCGAAUGGAAUGAAGCCUUCGUUGACUACAGUCAACUCAAGAAAGAUCUCAACAAAAUCCAUCUCCUCGAUAGUAAUCAGAUCAGCUCGAAUAAAUUUGUUUCUUCUUUGAGAAAGUACACUUUUCUUGGACAUAAUAAGCACAAGCAACAUAGCCUCAUUCAAGUUCGUAAGAAACUUUCGACCUCGGCUAGUAAGGGAAACUUGUACGAGACUGAACUUACCGAACGAUUCUCCGAUAGUGAAGAAGCUGCAGUAGUUCGUGAGUUUUUUUCGUGUUUGGAUAAUCAACUCAACAAAGUGAACGCGUUCUUUAGUGCAAAGGAAAAAGAGUUUCUUGACAGGGGAGAAUCUUUGAAGAAUCAAAUGGAGAUUCUCGUCGAGCUCAACACUUCGUUAAGUAAACAACGAGACGACGACUCAAAUGAGGAUUUUUCUAUAUCAGCCACUAUAUCAUGUGACGAGGGCUUCAAUAGGGAAAUCACGGAAAUCGAUCUUUCGGACUCUCCUAAAUAUGGUGCGCUAAAAAAAUCGAUUGACCGAGUUGUCAAAUUCAGACAGAAGGAUUUAAGAAUUCACAUUCCUUUAACGAAUCCAACGCGCACGUUUUCAGCUGUCACGUAUUUGCUUUGGGAUGAUCUGAUAAACCAAUCAUCCAAGAAACGUGGAACGGAGGGAAAUAAUAAAUUGCAUAUUAAUAAAAGGAAGCUAUACCGUGCGGGGAAAAUGAUUAGAGGAGCGUUUAUCGAGCUUUACAAAGGAUUAGGGUACCUCAAAACUUAUAGGAACUUGAACAUGCUUGCUUUUGUCAAGAUUUUGAAGAAAUUCGACAAAGUGACUAAUAAACAAGUUCUUCCCAUUUAUUUGAGAGUGGUUGAGAGCUCAUACUUCAACAGUUCAGACAAGGUUUUGAAAUUAGAAGAUGAAGUUGAGGAGCUCUUUGUCAAGCAUUUUGCUAAAGAUGAUCGAACAAAGGCCGUAAAGUACCUUAAACCAACUCACAGAAAAGAAUCACAUUCUCUGACAUUUUUCGUCGGACUAUUCACGGGUUUUUUCGUCGCGCUUCUCGUUGGAUAUGUGAUCAUAGCGCAUACUACAGGAAUGUACGAAAUUAAAUCCGAUUCGAUGUAUAUGGAAACUGUAUAUCCAGUCCUUAGCAUGUUUAGCCUGUUAUUCCUACAUUUAUUCCUCUACGGGUGCAACAUUGUUAUGUGGAGAAAGACGAGAAUAAAUUACAGCUUCAUCUUCGAACUUUCUCCGACAAACGAACUGAAACAAAACGGCAUAUUCUUGAUUUGUAGCACAUCAAUGGCUGCUGUCGUAGGAAUCUUUUUCGUUCACCUCUCACUUGUUGCGAAAGGAUAUUCUUUUAUUUCUCGAGUUCAAGCCGUCCCUGGAAUUAUACUCCUGGGGUUCAUACUAGUGUUAUUGUGCCCAUUCAACGUAAUCUACAAGUCGAGCCGUUACCGUUUCAUUUCCGUAAUAAGGAAUAUAAUCUUAUCGCCUUUUUACAAGGUUGUAAUGCUGGACAUUUUCAUGGCUGAUCAACUUUGUAGCCAAGUGCCCAUGCUUAGAGAGCUAGAAUAUGUAGCAUGCUACUAUAUAACUGGAAGCUACAAAAAUCAAGAUUAUCAAUAUUGCAUGAGAAACACUUACUAUAGGGAUCUUGCUUAUGCAGUUUCCUUCCUCCCAUAUUACUGGAGAGCCAUGCAGUGUGCUAGAAGGUGGUUCGAUGAAGGUGAAAAAAGCCACCUACUAAACCUCGGAAAAUACGUCUCCGCCAUGCUGGCGGCCGGAGCCAAGGUGGCGUACGAGAAGGAGAGAACCGUAGGAUGGCUUUGUCUAGUUGUGGUGUUGUCAAGUGCGGCAACUCUUUACCAGCUGUACUGGGAUUUCGUUAAGGACUGGGGCUUGCUCCGGUUCGACUCCAAGAACCCGUGGCUAAGAGACGAAUUAAUGCUUCGACAAAAGUUUAUUUACUUUUUAUCCAUGGGAUUGAAUCUUGUUCUGAGGCUAGCUUGGUUGCAAACGGUUUUUCAUUACAACUUCGGAAAAGUCGAUUACCGAGUGACGAUGCUGUUUUUAGCAGCACUUGAGGUUGUAAGAAGGGGACAGUGGAAUUUUUACAGAUUGGAGAAUGAGCAUCUGAAUAAUGCAGGAAAAUAUAGAGCUGUUAAGACAGUGCCACUUCCAUUCCAUGUAAUGGAUGAGAAAGAUUGAUUAAUUUAUACUUUGGUCGCUCGCUGAACAUGUGCAGGUAGUGGACGCGUUCUGAAGUCUAUAAAUACCAGUCCACAUUGCCAGUUUUCACUACUGAUGCUAGAAAAGAAAAACGAUUAAAAUUAUUAAUAUAUCUCUCUCUUAGAUUUUGCUGUAAGUAUUCAUCUUUGGCGCAUAGUUUAUAAGUUAAGAGAUCUGUUAGUUUGUGUUGAAAAAACUUGACUUGACUGUACGAAGGAUCUGUUUAAGAUACCUUUAUAAUAGAAAAGAUUGUUUACAUCCUUUCA